Messenger RNA from Clunio marinus, 198 nucleotides. NCBI's taxonomy places the organism in Eukaryota, Metazoa, Arthropoda, Insecta, Diptera, Chironomidae. The record is from the annotation of a GenBank genome assembly.
AUGUCAUCUCUCAAUAAUAUAAAACGAGAGUUGAUGAAUAAAUUAGUUGAUUGCUUUAUUGCUUUAUAUAUCGACAGUCUGAUGUGCAGAUAUUUACGUUCGAACUGUUAUCCUAAAAUAUUUUUCUAUUCCAUUCACAGUGAUUCGCUUACACAAAAAGAAAUUUUAGCAUCUAACGAAAGCGAUUUUUCCGAAUAG